CCAUGCCGCGUUGGAAUGUUGAAAAACUUAUAACCCUGGUCCAGGAGAGGCCCGAGCUUUGGGAUACCCGAGCAAAUUCCUAUUCUGACCGUGUCAAAAAGGAUGCUUCGUGGGAGCAAGUGGCCCGGAGCAUGCGCAAAAGUGAAUGGGCCAAAGCUGAUAGCCGAGGCCGGGCAGAAUUAGUAAAACAAACCAAAACCCGCUGGGCGAGUUGCCGGGACCAAUUCCGGCGGGAGAUGACCAGCAAAGGCCGGAGUGGGGAGGGAACCUCCAGGAAACGGGACUACAUUUAUACUGCCCAGUUGCAGUUUUUAAGGCCAGUAAUGGAAUUGAGGCCUACUGUGGACAGUCUGGAUCCGUCCCAAGAAUCGGACACGUCUGGGAGUGAAACCCCUGCGGUUUUCUCCCCCGUAACAAGUUCUGCUCCAACGCCGGCUGAGGACCCAGAUGACUCCACGCUGGGCCAGGCCCCCCUACCACUGGCCAGUCCACCCCGGAUUGUCCAGCCCCAGCCCAGACGUCACCGCCAAGUCCCUCCCUCUACCUCUGGGCAAGAGAGUCGGGAAGUUAUUGACGUCCACGUCAUAGAUUUUCUUGCCCAGAGGAGGAGUGAUGGCGUGGAGGAGAAAAUGUUACGGGGAUUAGGGCCGCUAAUGAAGCACGUCACUCCUUUGGAGCAUCAUGAGUGCCUUGCUUCAUUAGUGGUAGUUAUAAAAAUGUUUUCAAUACCCAACCAUGGCGAUAUUCUGGGGAAAUUAAAUGGCAUGAAACUAGACAUUGAGAAUGCCGGAGAGCAGCAAAGGCCAGGACCCUUUGAGUUUGCGCCCCAAACAUCCCAAGGGCCUUCUUUCCAACAACAACCCCAGUAA
This is a messenger RNA of Bufo bufo (common toad), 869 nucleotides long. RefSeq lists its product as uncharacterized. Gene Ontology annotation, biological process: regulation of transcription by RNA polymerase II. Lineage: Eukaryota; Metazoa; Chordata; Amphibia; Anura; Bufonidae. The record is from RefSeq and is a predicted model, not a curated record. Bases 3 to 869 code for a protein of 288 amino acids. The transcript is spliced from 3 exons. Gene Ontology annotation, cellular component: transcription regulator complex; nucleus.